AAAUCUAAAGGUCAAUUCAAUUACGUAGCGUACAACAAUGUUGAUUGGUUAAUGAAGCCAAUGUUCAAAUGAGGCGGGUUCUAUGAAAGUACAUGAAAUUGCGGGUACUGUAAAUAGUACAUACUGAUAAAUUAUAGAGAAAAAAAAUGCCUCCACGAAAACGAAGGACGAAACUGACAACACGAGCAAAACCAAAACUUCCACAUGGAGAAGACGAUGAAAUGGAUGGUAAUGAACGCAGGAGCAAAAUGGAACUAUUACUAACAGAUUUUGACUUAGAGGGAAAACAAGUUCGGCUGUCACACCAGCGCAGCAAAUUCGUAGGAAACGCAACCUGCCCAGCAACUGUUGGAACACACCAGCGGUCACUCCGAAAUUUGAUCCAAGAUUACCUGUGACACCAGGAGCAAGGAAGGCACGGAAAGGGGAAAGGUUAAUGUCGAUGACAGGAAGUCCUGUAAUACCAGCAGCUACCGAUAAUCGUUUGUCAAAGGACUUGAAAGAAAAUAUUUUAGCUGUUAAUGAUCAUAUUCAAAAUCUCAACAUCGAAGAUGAUGUAGCCAAAAGAAAUAUUCAAAUGUUACAAGAUAGCUUGGCGAAGAUUUUACACUCAUUUCCAACAGUCAAAUGAAAAUGUAUCCACUGAUUAAAGUCUAAUUAGCUCAGUGCUAAUUUUGUAUACAGUACCUUACAGUAUAUUAAUAUUGCUACGUUGGUCUUUGUGCCAUUACUUUAUUAUCAUAGCAUUUAAACAAUGACAGUUUAAUACAUUAUCUUAGUAUAAGCUGGAAAAACAUGUGACGUCAUGUUAACAAAAAAAAAUGUCGCUACAAAUUCUACCAUUGGCUUGGUUUGUCUUAUAGUUAAUAACUUACGUGAAGGUUAGGAUGUCUCAAUAUUUUUUUUUCUGUAUUAAUUAUAAUUUAGCUUUUCAUUUGAUAUUUAAGUUGUUAAAGAUCAUUAAUCAAAGAUGUGGAUAUAUUUGUGGUGAUUUUUAUGAGAAAGAAUAUGUCGCCAGUGUACAGUAGUUUAAAUGGAUCGUCCUACUAAGCACUGCCUCUAAGAUAUUAGCUUUCGCAAAUGCAGCACGGACGUACUCUGGGACUAAAAGCAAUGAACUGUGACCAUCUUUGAUACGCGUCUGCGGUCUUAUCAUUCGCAGUUUCACAAUUGAAGAACGAACGGUAGUCCGUGACGACGUUAACCUGACACGCGCCCUCUUUUUUAGGUAUCCUAAAGGGCGCUUAUUGGCUGCUUGGUAUCCCUAAAGAGCACUGAUUGGCUGCUUGAGCUAGUCGUUCGUGAUUCUCCACGGACGAUAAAUUGGCCAAAAACAGUUCGUGAUUUUGCCAAGAACGAGAAGCUGCAGGGGUCGUGCAUGCGCAGAUCGAUUUUCGUGUCAGGCUACCGUAAUUGAGUACGUCCGUCGUUGAUGCGAAAGCUCACUUGCUAAAGAACCACAAACGGCAGCUGUGUGUUUUGACGGACAUGCCGAUGCCUGUGUUUCUGGCCUCUAUCUAUAGAAUAGCACAUUCUGAUUGGUCUCUUGUUUGUUUGACACUCCCAAAAUUAACUGAGGGGUUUGGGUAUCAUAAUUAUGUUGUAUUAAAACAUAUGUUCCCAUAGUGUACAUUUGAUAUUAUUAUUAGGAAUGUGCAUUCAGCUAUUGAUGUAAUGUUUUUUUAAAGGUACAUGUAAUUUUAGUUUAUAAAAUAUAUAGACAAAGUUUUCAACUGUGUCAACACAGCAGUCGGUAUUAGGCCAGUACAUUGGCGAUGGGCUGACGAAUCCCUCUCUACUCUGUGAGUGUUUGACCACGUGUUGACAAUCUGACAAUUGUGUGUGGCAAUCUGAUUGGAUCGUCCUUAAAACGAUCUGUUGUGUGUGGCGUUUUUCUCUGGAAUUGUGUGCGGAUGACCAUCGGGCACAUUGUGUGCCCAGCUUCCUGUUAAUCCUGCAACUUGUAAAUAUGAAAUAAAUAUAGUUUUAGCACAACCAACCAAUA
Messenger RNA from Anneissia japonica, 2005 nucleotides. RefSeq names its product borealin-like. Gene Ontology annotation, cellular component: chromosome, centromeric region; chromosome passenger complex; spindle midzone. Gene Ontology annotation, biological process: mitotic sister chromatid segregation. The record is from RefSeq and is a predicted model, not a curated record. Lineage: Eukaryota; Metazoa; Echinodermata; Crinoidea; Comatulida; Comatulidae.